This is a messenger RNA of Rangifer tarandus platyrhynchus (Svalbard reindeer), 732 nucleotides long. The record is from the annotation of a GenBank genome assembly. NCBI's taxonomy places the organism in Eukaryota, Metazoa, Chordata, Mammalia, Artiodactyla, Cervidae.
AUGGCUCGAAAAGCAGCCUUCAGCAUCCGAGACAUAGAUGCGCGGACCCUGUGGCCAGAAACGGAUGGGGGUUUGUCCCAGAGUCAGAGCAUCACCCAUGGCAGGGAAGAGGUGGAGCUCCCAGUUCAGCUACUGAGCUUUGCUUCUGCUGAGGGAACAGACGUCAAGACCUUGGGGCCGUGGGUCACUCAGUAUCUGGCUUUCUCGGAGCCCUGCCCGUUCUUGUCAGGGGGCUGUGACUGCAAAUCCAGCCUGCAACUGGUGCGGAUGAAAGGCACUGGCAGGGAAAGUGGAAGUGACUCUGGGGCCAGGAGUCUGCUUACCAAGCCCAAGUGCAUGGCCGCUGAUGGGUCCCACUGCCCUGGCUACACACUGCAGUCACCCAGGGAGCUUCGGAACGUCUCCAUGCCCAGGCUGCCCCCAGCGCAGUCACGUCUGAGUUUACAGAAGACACAGCAGCAGGGAGGGAAAGACAGACAGACCGCGGGUCCCAGCAGAGCCCACGUGGAGCCCAGGUCAGCCUGUGUCUUCAGGCACAAGGCCACGGUGACGGACAGGGAGGCUGGCGCUCUUGCUGGCGCACACACUUCCCUGGCAUGGGAGCUGCAGAAGGUGAAGGAGAAUUUCCACCAGGGGCCGGAGGUGCUGGGGCCCGGCUGCGCUCUGUGCCGACAAGGGAGCCCACCGGUGGUGACCCCCUCGUCCGGAACAAAGACGGUGACUGCCGCCUGA